Molecule: messenger RNA, 7455 nt
Organism: Colletotrichum karsti
Lineage: Eukaryota; Fungi; Ascomycota; Sordariomycetes; Glomerellales; Glomerellaceae
Exons: 3
Coding region: 1-7455 (2484 amino acids)
Biological process (GO): fatty acid biosynthetic process; secondary metabolite biosynthetic process
Molecular function (GO): fatty acid synthase activity; 3-oxoacyl-[acyl-carrier-protein] synthase activity; phosphopantetheine binding
Source: RefSeq, a predicted model, not a curated record
AUGUCUACCUACAAAAUCCCUCAGUCGGAGCCCAUCGCCAUUGUUGGCACGGGAUGUCGGUUUGCCGGCGAUGUAAACUCCCCUUCUCAGCUGUGGGAUCUCCUCUCCAAGCCCAAGGACCUCACACAAAAGGUUCCCGGUAACCGGUUUAACGUUAAGGGCUUCUACCACCCCGAUGGCGAAUAUCACGGUGCCACAAAUGCCACGCAGGGAUACUUCCUCGAGCAGGACCACCGCGUAUGGGAUGCGGGAUUCUUCAACAUUACCCCUAAAGAAGCCGAGGCCAUCGACCCUCAGCAGCGUAUCAUCCUCGAAGUCGUGUAUGAGGCCCUCGAGUCUGCCGGAUACACCCUCUCCCAGUAUGCCGGCCGUAAGGUCGCCGUAUAUGCCGGUCUCAUGACCGCCGACUACGACUCGCUUUGCCAGCGUGACGAUAUCACCGCCAGCCAGUACUUCGCCACCGGUAACUCGCGAGCCAUCCUCUCCAACAGGAUAUCCUACUUCUUCAACUUCCGCGGCCCCUCCAUGACGAUCGAUACGGCAUGCUCAUCGAGCUUAGUCGCCCUCCACCAAGCCGUCCUCAGCCUGCGGUCCGGCGAGUGCGAGAUGGCCUGCGUGGCCGGCGCAAACAUGAUGAUCACGCCCGAGCAGUUCAUCACCGAGUCCAGCCUCCACAUGCUCAGCCCUACCGGGCGGUCCAGGAUGUGGGACGUCGGCGCGGACGGAUACGCGCGCGGCGAGGGUUUCGCCGCGCUGUUCAUCAAGCCCCUCUCUCAGGCCCUGAAAGACGGAGACGCAAUCAUCAGCAUUGUGAGAGAGACGGGCGUCAACUCGGACGGCCGGACCCAGGGCAUCACCAUGCCCAACCCCCUCGCCCAAGCCGACUUGAUCAGGGACACGUACCGGAGGUCGGGUCUGGACGCGCAGAACCCCGCCGAUCGAUGCCAGUAUUUUGAGGCGCACGGAACGGGCACCCAGGCCGGCGACCCGAGGGAGGCGCAAGCCAUUGCGACCGCCUUCUUCGGGAACGAGGCGUCGGCUACCGCGGAUAGCGAUGACAAGAAGCUCGUCGUCGGUUCCGUCAAGACCGUCAUCGGUCACACGGAAGGCGCCGCUGGCUUGGCUGGGCUGUUGAAGGUGGUGCACUCCAUGCACCACAAGUCCAUCCCUCCCAACUUGCACCUCGAGACCCUCAACCCGAGUGUCCGGCCAUUCUACGGCCACCUUCGCAUCGCGACCCAGCUCAUCCCAUGGCCCCAGGUUCAGGCUGGCCAGCCGCUCCGUGGCAGCGUAAACUCCUUUGGCUUCGGUGGCACCAACUCCCACGCCAUCAUCGAGAGGUACGAGCCAAGCAUCCACGACCAGGUUGCGAAGCGGUUCGCCCCGUCCCUGGAACUCCCCGCUGCUGUGGGCGCUUCCGCAGCAUACGACGCGAAGGCUCCCACCGUUGGACUUCCUCUGGUUCUUUCAGCCAAGUCGCAGAAGUCUCUUGUUGCUGUUGCUCGCUCCGUUCGUGACUUCAUGGUCGGAAACAAGACGUCGGCAGAUGAAGUCGCUUACAGCCUCUACUCGCACCGCUCGGCCCUGACUUACAGAGUAUCAGUCAGCGGUGAAUCUCAGGAUGCGGUCAUUGCUGGUCUCGACAACCUCCUGGCCAAGGCUGGAUCCUCUGCCAACCCUGAACUCGGUGUUCGCGCCAAGCUCGAUGGCAGCAAGCCCAAGAUCCUCGGCAUCUUCACCGGCCAGGGUGCUCAGUGGUCUGGGAUGGGACGCAAGCUCUUCCACUCCAACUCCGUCUACCGCAACGCCAUUCAGGGGCUCGAAAAGGUUCUGAAGAGCUGCCCUCACCCUCCCGAGUGGUCGUUGGUCAAGGAGCUCAUCAACCAGGAUGACGCCUCCAGGAUCAACAUCGCGGCGCUGUCCCAGCCGCUCUGCACCGCGGUUCAGAUCGCCCUCAUCGAUCUGCUUUCCAGCCUCGGCGUUUCCUUUCACACUGUGGUCGGCCACUCCUCUGGCGAGAUCGCGGCCGCCUAUGCUGCCGGCGUGCUGAGUGCGCGUGACGCCAUGCUCAUCUCCUACUACAGGGGUAUGUCGGCUCACCUCGCGGGUGGGAAGAACGGCCAGAAGGGCAUGAUGAUGGCCGUCGGCAUGACGCGCGCCGAAGCUUCUGCCCUAUGUGCCCGGGACGACAUCAAGGGUCGCAUCUGGGUCGCCGCCAGCAACGCUCCCACCAGCGUGACGCUGUCGGGAGACAUCGACGCCGUCAAGGCGCUGCAGGCUGAGUUGUCUGCGGAGAACAAGUUCGCCCGGCUCUUGGUCGUCGACACGGCGUAUCACUCCGCCCACAUGGAGAAGCCGGCUGCGGAGUACAUGCAGGGCUUGGCCGCUUGCGGCAUCGCGCCGAGACAACGGAAUGCAACGGUGUGGGUCUCUAGCGUCUACGCCGAUGGCACGGAGCCGACCGUCGAUGAGCUUAAGGCGACCUACUGGAAGGACAACAUGGUCAAGGCCGUCUCUUUCUACGAGGCUAUUGAUCUCGCUCUGAGCUCUCAGGGUCCGUUCGACUGCGCGGUUGAGGUUGGUCCUCACCCUGCACUGAAGGGACCCGUCCAGCAGACUGUCAAGGCUGCUACUGGUGGCGCUUUGUCUUAUGCCGGCCUUCUUGACCGUAAGAAGGAUGACCGACACGCCUUUGCCGAGUUCCUGGGCUUCACCUGGUGCUACUUCGGUCCCGAGGCCAUCGGAUGGAAGGCUCUCAUCUCCAACUCGACUCAGCGAGGCCUCUUGUCCUCGAAGACCGAGUUGCCUUCUUACCCCUGGGACCACAGCCAGAUGCACUACCGCGAGUCUCGCAUCGCCCACCAGUACCACUUCCGCGAGCAAGGCCCCCAUGAGCUUCUCGGUGUCCGAACCCGUGACGACACCGAGUUUGAGCUCCGUUGGCGCAACAUUCUCAAGCUUGAGACGGUCCCCUGGAUCCAGCACCACAAGUUCCAGGGACAGGCUCUCCUCCCCGCCUCUGCUUAUUGUGUGCUCGCAUUGGACGCAGCCAAGGCCGUUCUCAACGGCCGCCCGGCAUCAGUCGUGGAGCUGACGGAUCUUGAGUUCAUGAGCGGUAUCUCCCUCGAGUCCAACACAUACGGAGUCGAGAUUCUCGUGGCGCUGAGCAUCCAGCCCCCUUCGACGAAGGGCCGCUUGGCUGGCAAGGUCAUCGACGGCACCUUCACCAUCACCUCCUGCUACGCCGACGGUGUCGCUCCCAUGCAGAAGAACUUCACUGGCAACCUGCGCAUCUACCUUGGCGAGCCAUCCGAGGGUGCCCUCCCCGAGCGUGAUCCCGCCCUGGCAGAGACCCUUCCCGCCGACACCGACGCCUUCUAUCAGAUGAUGUCGGAGAUCGGUCUAGACUACACCGGUCCCUUCCGUGCUCUCCAGGGUAUCGAUCGCAGAUACAACUUCUGCACUGCCAAACUCCAGAAGUUCCACGACGAUGAUACCACUGGGCUCGGUGUAAGCCCCGCGACGCUGGAUAGUUGCUUCCACUCGGUCUUUGCUGCCUGCGCUUCACCUGGCGACAAGUCGCUGUGGACUUCCUUCCUUCCCAGGAGCAUUGAGAAGAUCCGCUUCAACCUGGCCAUCUGCGAUGGCAAGCCAAGCGAUGGGGCCUCGUUGGUGGUCGAUUCGAUCAUCACCCAGGAGAUUCCCCGCACCAAGACCGCCACCACCAAGUUCGUCGGUGACAUGAGCAUCUUCAACCCGCGCGGCGAGAUGGAGAUCCAGGUCGAGGGCCUCAUGGUCGCUUCCUUCGCCAACUCGAAGCCCGAGGACGACAAGGAGCUGUACCUCCACACCGUCAUGGACCUCGACCCCGAGCACGAGAUUGUCUCUGCGGAUCUCAGCUCGGAGGACGUGGCUACUGAGCGCAUUCUUUUGGAGAGCUGCGAGAGAGUUGCGCGAUUCUACAUUCAGGAUGAGGCCGCCAUCAAAGAGAUUGGGGCGUCUCCUACCUUCUUCACUCCCCCGUCGUCGCCUCUUGCCCCCGCUAAGCCUGCUGCGACUGAGGCGAUUCCCAGCCCUUGGAAGUCCGACACUAUGGAAUCUCUGGACGCAUUCAUCCUUCAGUCUCCCUUCUACCAUGCGCUCGAGUUCAUCCGCAUGCUCGGACAGAACAUCCCCGACGUCCUCCCUGCCAUGAUCUCCACCAUCAUCCAGGAGGCCAAGCAGCUGCACCGCUUCAGAUCCCACGUCAGCCGUGUCGUCUCUCAGAUCGCACACCGUUACCCCCGCAUGCGGGUUCUCGGCCUGACUGACCCGGAAGCCGGUCUCUCCGAGCACGUCAUCAGUGGUCUCAAGGGCUCGUUCCUGUCCUACACCAUCGGAACCGAGGCCGAGAAGAACUUGCUCGCCAGACUUUCCGGCCCCGAGACGCUCAAGAAGAAGAUCGACACGGAGCACACCAAGCUUCUCGACUCGGAGGAUAACUCGUCCCUCCAGCCUUUCGACCUGGUUGUCUUGACCACUUCGGUGGUCAAGGGCGCCGAGCAGCGCGACAGGCUCAAGCACGUCCAGAGCCUGAUGAAGCCUGGUGCUUACCUCAUUCUCAUCCACGAGUCCAUGAGCCCGCUCAGAGAUAGGCUCCGUCGCGCCUUCGGAGUGAGAACUCAGGUCGAUGCGCCUCUUACGCCUCCGGAGUGGCCCGAUCUCUUGGAUGAGUGUGGUUUCGUCCGCUCAGCGAAGAAGGCUGAGCAGUUCUUCGCUCCGGACUUCUCCCUCAUCGUGAGACAGGCAGAGUCGGAGUUGAAGCAGAUUGCUCUGAACCCUCUCAACGGCUCCCUUCCCAAGGUGGCCGGACAGACUCUCAUUAUUGGGGCGGGAGGAAAUUCGGCCGACCUCGCCGCGGAAGUCCACGAGAAGCUGAUGCCUGCCUGCGACAUGAUCGACAUCGUCGCCGACAUCGAUUCUCUCGAGCCCGCCUACUUCAACGGCGUCAGCAAUGUUGUCAUGCUCGCUGACCUGGACCAGCCCAUGAUGAGCACCAUGACUUCCGAGCGACUUGAUCUCCUUCGCGCUCUGAUGGCUCCCGAGAAGGUUGUUCUGUGGGUUACCAUGAACUCUCGCGCCGGCAACCCCGAGCACGCCGCCACCUACGGUUUCUCGCGCUCUAUGCUUGCUGAGAUCCCCAGUCUGAAGCUUCAGAUGCUGGACCUCGACUCCCGCAGAGACUCCGUUGAUGCCGUUGCUGAGACAUUCUUGCGGUUGAGCAUGAAGGAUCUCCGCAUUAGCGCUCAGGACGGUGAGGUGUUGUGGACUCACGAGAACGAGAUCUUCCUCGAGCACGGCCACCGUCUUGUUCCUCGUGUCGUUCCCUGGAAGGAGGGCAACGAUCGUGUCAACUGCCCGCGCCGACUAGUCUCUUCCGAGGUUAACACGCUCGAGAGCUGCGUCGAGAUUGUCUCUUCGCAGUCCGGCGAUGGCUUGGCUGUUUAUACUGCCAACGUUGUUGAGGGCGAGAUCCUCGACGCCAUCGUUCCGGACCAGAGUGUCAUCCAGGUCGACUACAGCUCGGUUGAGGUCAUCAACUUUGGCCUGAAGUAUGCUUCUCACGUCUCCAUCGGCAAGGACGUUUCGACCGGCGGGCAGUGCCUGGCCCUGACCAAGGCCAACUCCUCUUACAUCACGGUCCCGAAUUCCUGCGUCUUCCCUCUGGGUGACCGUAACGUCGACCCCAAGACCCUGAUCAGCCUUGUUCUCCGCUACCUCGUCACCCUCUCUGUGGAGGAGGAGAUGAUGGAGCAGACUGUGCUUCUCCUCGAGCCCGAUUCCGUCCUGUUGGAGUGUAUGAGAGAGGUCUUCGAGCCCAAGGGUGUUAACGUCAUCGCUUGCACCACCACCCCUCUCAAGGGGAAGCCUGCCGGUGAGCGCUACAUCCACCCUUACGCCAGCAACCGUGAGCUCAAGGCUCUCUUCCCCGCCAACGGCGCUUCAAUCAUCGAUUUCCUCCCCGAGGGCAGCGAGCUCUCUGAGGCUAUCCUCGACUGCCUCCCCGAGAACUGCGAGUACCACUCCCGCUUCUCCCUUCUCACCUCCGAGCACGUCGUCGCUCUCGGGGACUCCAUGGACAUUGAGGGUAUCUGGGAGGGUGCCAUCGCCAAGGCGUUGGAGAGCAUGACCGGUAUGAAGGGCCAGAUGGGCAUUCCCAACCUCGACUCCGUCUCUGUUCCCGAUCUUCUGGACCAGUCCGGCAGCGGGAAGCCAUUCCAGAUCCUCGACUGGCGCGCCGACCGCACCGUCCAGCACAUCGCCAAGCCUCUCCUCGGCACCCAGCUCCUCCGCCCGUACAAGACCUACGUCCUCGUCGGCCUGACCCGCGACAUGGGCCAGAGUCUCUGCAACCUCUUCUACGAGCACGGUGCCCGACACUUGGUCCUGGCCAGUCGCAACCCCAACAUGAACCCUCAAUGGAUCGACGACCUUGCCGCCAAGGGCUGCGAGGUCCGCAUCGAGCGCCUCGACGUCACCAGCAUCGAGAGCGUGAGGGCUUUCAAGGAGAGAUUGGCUACCGAGAUGCCGCCUGUCGCAGGUGUCAUCAACGGCGCCAUGGUCCUCGACGACCGCGUCUUCGCGCAGAUGGAUGAGAACACCUGGACCAGGGUCAUGCGGCCCAAGACGGUGGGAUCCAGCAACUUGGAUGAGAUCUUCUGUGACUCUGACAUGGAGUUCUUCAUUAUGACUUCGUCUUUUGCCGCCCCUGGUGGACACGGUGGACAGUCCAACUACGCCGCUGCGAACAUGUACAUGAACGGCCUCGCAGCCAACCGCCGCCUCCGCGGCCUGCCCGGCUCGGUCCUCAACAUCGGCGUCAUCUACGGCCUGGGCCUCCUCCACCGCGAGCGCAACGACAUCUACGCCUUCCUCGAGAAGGACGGCUACCCGCCCAUCUCGGAGCGCGACAUCCACCACAUGUUCCUCGAGGCCAUCGUCACGGGCCGCCCCGUCGACGGACAGAUCUACGACAUCACGACCGGCCUCAGCCGCUACAGCCCCAACAACCCGAACCCGCUGCACUGGCACCGCGACCCGCGCUUCUCGCACUUCACCGUCGAGGAGGACGCCGAGGCCGAGGAAGAGGGCGAGGGGAAGCAGAGCCUCAGGGAGAAGCUCAAGGCCGUCGUGCUCGCGUCCGAGGGCGGCGUCGGGGAGGUCGCCCAGGUGCUCGUCGAGGGCUUCUCGCGGUACCUCGAGGUCGUCCUCGGCCAGGGCGAGGGGAGCGUCCGGGGCGAGCACAGCGUCGCCGAGCUCGGCAUGGACUCGCUCGUCGCUGUCGAGGUGAGAGGGUGGUUCUACAAGAACGUCGAGCGGGAUGUUUCCGUGAUGAAGAUUCUCGGAAGUGCGAGCAUCGCAAAGUUGUGUCACGAGGUAGCUGAGGGCUAUGUUGGCGAGCGGUCGAAGGCCUAA